Molecule: messenger RNA, 423 nt
Organism: Harpegnathos saltator (Jerdon's jumping ant)
Lineage: Eukaryota; Metazoa; Arthropoda; Insecta; Hymenoptera; Formicidae
Exons: 4
Coding region: 24-371 (115 amino acids)
Source: RefSeq, a predicted model, not a curated record
UGGAAUGCAGCUGUUACUUGAGAAUGGAGGGAGAAAGAGAUAAAGAAUUAGGACAUUCGCCCAUUCUCGUUCGUUGCACGGCACAAGUUGACCGGAGAAAUGCGGCGGAGCAUGAUACACGACGAUCGUUCGACAUUUCGUCGACGGUCUCGUCAGUGAGACGCCGUGCGAUGUUACGACGCAGCGGCUUGCAAUCAUGGCCGCCCGAUUCAAAUUUUUCGUGCGUUUGGCAUUACGUAGAUGAUACAACAUUCCGAAGAAUCGAAAUUGAGAGAGCGAGGACCUGUAGGACCGAACAAGCAGACGAUCAGACGACGCUAAUAUGCGACGCUCUAAUAUAUCUUGCGACCACAUCACGAAAGUCGCUGUAGUUCCAGUGGACGCAGAUGCUGUACCGGAGGAUCCGGUUCAGGCUUAUGAGAC